Molecule: messenger RNA, 3157 nt
Organism: Wasmannia auropunctata (little fire ant)
Lineage: Eukaryota; Metazoa; Arthropoda; Insecta; Hymenoptera; Formicidae
Product: trehalase-like
Exons: 8
Coding region: 281-1864 (527 amino acids)
Biological process (GO): trehalose catabolic process
Molecular function (GO): alpha,alpha-trehalase activity
Source: RefSeq, a predicted model, not a curated record
GAUAUAACCGAUCGGCGGGUACGCACUCGCGUUAUAGCGCCCGAGAUACGUCCCGGGGGCAGGAACUCGGCCCGAUUUUUCGCCCGACGUUCAAUUUCGCGCGCGAUCGCGCGCGCGCGCGCCCGCACGCACGCGGAAGCCUUCCUAUCCGACCCCGUGACGACGUAUAUAUAUAUAUAUACGCUUUCACGAGACCUCGCUCGCCGCCUAUAGCUCGCCCGUAAGCGCACGCGAUUGACGAGUGUUACCCGCGUGUCGAAUCGUACGCGACGACGGCACCAUGAUCGCCGCGAUUUUCGUAAUCUUCCUCGCGCUCGACCUGAGCGACGCGGCAUCGAUCGCGCAUGUCACCCGCCACCACGCCGCCUCCUCCGGACCGGCAGAUCUCUGCGACAGCCAAGUUUACUGCGAUGGACCGCUGUUGCAUACGGUGCAGCUUGCUGGAAUUUUUAACGACAGUAAAACCUUCGUGGACCUUUACCAGCUACACGAUCCAAAUGUAACGGUCGAAAACUUCAAUGCUUUAAUGAACGCUACCAAUAACUCCCCUAAUCGCACCGAGAUUGCUGCGUUCGUUGCGGAAAACUUUGCUAUGCAGGAUGAACUGGAAAAUACGACGUUGCCGGACUGGAAAGAAAAACCCCCCAUUCUGAAAUCUAUCAAUGAUCCCCAGUAUCAAGAAUGGGCGAAACGUUUGAACUACAUUUGGAAGACGCUGGCGAGGAAGAUAAAUGACAACUUGGUGAUAAAUCCGCAGCGACACAGCUUGAUCUACGUGAACAACACCUUCGUCAUUCCCGGUGGACGAUUUAAAGGUGAUUGUCAGCGCGUCGCAAAGUAUUAUGACUACACGCACGAUGAGAAAUUUCUAAAGAAAAACAUAGCACUCCUCGAAAAGGAGUUUGAGUAUUGGCAAAAUAAAAAGACGGUGAAUGUAAAGAAGAACGGUAGGACGUACAGGAUGGCGCAUUACGUAGUAAACAGCCGCGGACCUCGACCGGAGAGUUACAAGGAGGAUUAUCAGCUGGCGCAACAAGUGCCGGAGCAGAAGCGCGGGGCGCUUUACAACAACUUGAAAGCCGCAGCGGAGAGCGGUUGGGACUUCUCCUACAGAUGGUCCAUAGGGACUAACAAAGGCGCCAAACUCAGCCUCGUCAACGCCUCUACGAGCGACAUCAUACCCGUCGAUCUGAACGCGAUGUUACAGCGGAACGCCAAGAUGCUCGCCUAUUUCCAUUUUGUUCUGGGAAAUACGAAGAAAUUACAGCAUUACAACAAGAUUGCCUCAGACUAUCAAACUGCCAUCGACAACGUAUUGUGGAACGAGAAUGAGGGUACCUGGCUGGAUUACGACACGAGAAAUAAGCGGUCCAGGAAUACAUUCUAUCCAUCAAAUCUGACGCCUUUAUACACCAUGAGCUACAAUCUAGAGAAGAGAAUUAAAUAUGCCCUGCGAACCAUUUCUUAUCUCAAGAAAAACAAGAUCGAUUCGUACUUCGGUGGCACGCCGACUUCUAUGAACUACACUGGCGAACAAUGGGACUUCCCGAAUGCGUGGCCACCGUUGCAAUCCUUCCUGAUUCUGGGUCUCCAGCAAACAAAAGUGAAAGAGGCGGUCGACUUGGCCGAGACUCUGGCCGACAGGUGGCUCAGAUCGAAUUACCUCGGUUACGACGAGUACGGCAAGAUGUUCGAGAAGUAUAACGCAAUACACCCAGGCGAGGGCGGCGGCGGCGGUGAGUACAACGUGCAGGAAGGCUUUGGAUGGACGAAUGGCAUCGUGUUCGAAUUGCUCCGUCUCUUCCCGAACGCUAAGUCUACGGAUGACAUUGGGUACGACGACGGCAACAGUAUUGAUAGAUAAUACACGUGACAGAUCAAUAGCUAAAAUUGACUUCGUAAAAGUCAAAAUAAUAUUAGUCAUAAAAAAAGAAAUAAGUGGAAGGGAAAUCGAUACGGAAUUUUUGAUCCGUGUCAAUUUCCUCGAAAUUGAAUUCUUAAUUCUUAAAUUAGAUCGAUCAGCUAGAGCACGUUUUCCUUGUGUUAAUUUAACGUUAAUUUCUUUUAUAGACACCUUCACUACAGUCUUUCACUUCGUAAAAUUUUUGUGUUUUUUGCAAUUGUAUGUUCCUUUCACGAUGUUAUUAAAAAUACAGUGGUUUUUUUCUUUGCGAACAUUUAAUGAAACCUCAUUAAUCUUUAUAUAUAUAAACAAUAGAAAUAAUCUACGGAAAUCAUAGUUUCUUUAAACAAAGUUUAAUAUUAACUUAAAAAAGCAAUUACCAAAUAAUUGAUUCGGACUACGUUUCUGUUAAAAUUCCAUUUUUAUAACAAACACAAAACCUUUUUAUCAUAAAAAUUAUCUAAAUAUGUUUGAGAACGAAAUGGGAUUUAAGUAUUAAAUAUUUGUUAUUAAACACUUAUUGAUAAGCGUAAACAACGGAGAAGCAGAAAAGAGCAUUUCGUAACGAAUCUAGUCCACAAGAAAAACUAGGGCAGCAAUUAAGCAUACCCUCUGUAUUCUUAUCGAAGAGUACUCUUUCGUACUCUAAAUUACAGUAAAUCUAAAUUACAGUAAAUUUAAAUGGCAGUAACUUUUACGAGACCACAAAGAACUCGAAUCGACGCAAAUAGUUGUAACUAACAGGGAGACGUUUUUCGUUAUUAUCUUUUGUUUUGUCAUUUUCUUUACCGAUUUAUAAUACAUAUAAAAUUGAAAUGCAAAGAUGUAGGUAUGUUGAGCGUCUGCUACUACGUAGCGAGCAUUUGUAUCGUCGGAUUUAAAGGCGAAUAAAUAUAAGUUUUCGUCCUCAUAUUGCGUUACAAACUGCAAUCGUUAAUUUACCCCGUUUGUAGCGUGCAAUCGAAAACUCUGUUUCGAAAACUGCUAUAACACGGAGAUUACGAUUACGCGAGGAUUUAUGGGUGAAUGGACAUUUAAAAUGUUUAAAACCAUGGAAAUCUAUGUUAUUACUUAUAGUUCGCAGCGUGCCAUUAUUUGAAUGUGUCACGCACGAGUGUCUCGCCAGCACAUUUUUCUGGGUCGAAUUAUACUAUUUCACCAAUUCUGUUUUGCAAGAAAAUAAAUAACUUGUUAGUUUCGCACUUAUAUUGCACAUUGAUGUAACACUCUGUUAAAUAAACACAAAUAAAUGAU